CCCAUUUGUGUUGCUUUGACGGAAAGGAAAUUCAUUUUUCUCACCUGUUUUAGUCGAAAAGAUUGUAUACACGUUCCAGAUAGACGAAAAAGAUCUUAAGUGAUGAUCUGAAUGAGAUAUUUUGUGCGGAUUCAUCUAARGGAUCGCCUAAAUUAGACAUGGAAAAAUCWAAUUYCCAACGGAAAAAAGCAAAGAGAUAAUCAAGAUUUAGCCAACUUACUCUAGAAGCAAAAGAGCUAGUAAAAUUCUAAGACCUUGAAUGCAGAUKAUGUUCCAUAACUGAUUACCUUUAAUGUGCAUCUGCAAGUAAAUAGUUCAGAAUAGUAUUUAAUAUGGAGACACCAGGUAUCGGUGGAAUUGAAGCUGUUUUAGAGACCAUCCAGCAAGCCUGUAGUCAAGAUCUUGAAGUACUCAAACCUGCAGAACAAAGACUCAAUUCUUGGCAGACUCAGCCAGGUUUUUACACUGCAUURAUGCAAAUUUUCUCUAAUCGAUCUUUUGAUGUAAAUAUCCGCUGGCUUUCCAUCCUUUAUAUUAAAAAUGGGGUUGACAGAUACUGGAGAAAAACUGCACCACAUGCCAUUGCCGAGGAUGAGAAAGCUGUCAUCAGACAACAGUUACUUUCAACAUUUGAUGAACCUGUUCACCAGUUAUCAACCCAAAUUGCUGUCCUGAUUUCAAAAAUAGCAAGGAUUGAGCUGCAAAGCUGGCCAGAGAUUUUGCCAACUGURUUUGAAGGUGUACAGAACCCUUCUAACCUUAUCCAGCACAGAUCAUUACUGGUUCUCAAUCAUAUMACUAAAAUGUUGGUUUCCAAGAGACUUGCAAGUGACAGACAAAUGUUUAGACAGCUUUCCAGUAAUAUCUAUGGUCAUAUUCUUAAUCUGUGGGAAGCACAUUCAACAUCAUUCCUGGAAAAAAUACAUCAACAGGAUUCAAGUACUCAAGAGUCAUUGGAGUUGAGUAUUUUAACAGUAAAAGUUCUCAGGAAACUCACAAUCCAWGGCCACCAAGGAUUUUCAGCUGAUUCCAAGCAGAUGGUAUUUCUUCAUUCAUCCUUUGAAAAAAUCAGGCAGUUCUUGCAAUGCCGGAAGCAAAUUGGUCACAGCAAUAUUAAACUUUUUGAAAUGGUGGAAAAAGUUGCCAAACUCCUCAGCAAAUGUAUAUUGGACACUAUGGACCACCAUCCCAUGUCAUUCAUGCCUUUGGUUCAACAGUGUUUGCAGUUUUGUGCUACUUAUGUAUUCAGUGCAGAAACUGAAGGACUCGGGUUUGAGUUAUUUCUUGUGCACUGCUGUAAUUUGAUGCGGGCAAUACUAAGGUGUGAUUGCUACAGACCUCCGAAAGAAAUAAAAGAAGAUACCUCAAAGGAAACUCUUGCUGUGCAUCAGAUAAAGACAUCAUUUUUCACUCGAUCUGUUUUAAAUGAAAUCAUCCAGAGACUUGUGAUGCACUAUUUUAUAAUGAAAGAAACAGAGCUUGAAAAUUGGGAAUCGGACCCUGAGGACUUUGUAAAUGAAGAAGUUGGUGAAUCAUGGCGAUAUCAACUGAAGCCAAGUACGGAGGUUCUCUACCUGACACUGUUUGCAGAGUACAGAUCAACAGUAACUCCAACAGUUGUUAAGUUGAUACAUUCAGUACAAGCUUCUCCUGACUCUGAGGACAUGGCUACACUACUACAGAAGGAUGCAGUUUACAAGGCAGCUGGUCUGGCUUCGUAUGACUUGUUCGGUGAAAUAGACUUUGAUAAAUGGUUCAGUGAGAAGAUUGUCAGAGAAAUGCACACAACGUCUCCAAGACUAAAGCUUCUUCGUCGUCGCGCAGCUUGGCUGGUUGGACAGUGGGUCAACGUCAAAUUGUCUGCGUCUGUUCGUCCUCUCGUUUAUGAAUCUCUCAUCUUCUUGAUGAGGGAACAGGAAGAUCUGGUGGUUAGACUAACAGCAGCAAAUACACUGAAAACUACCAUCGAUGAUCUUGAUUUUAAGAUGGAUGAUUUUGAACCAUACAUGAAUGCAAGUGUAACAGCGCUGUUUAGUCUUCUUCGUCAAGUCAAUGAAUGUGAUACUAAGAUGCACGUGUURCAUGUCUUGUCCAUGUUGAUAGAAAGAAUCGGGGUCAAGAUUCGUCCCCAUGUUGGAUUACUUACGAUGUACCUUCCUCAUUUAUGGCAAGAAUCAGAGCAACAUAACAUGUUGAAGUGUGCUAUCUUGACAACACUAACCCACCUAAUACAGGGUAUGGGACCAGACAGCGUUAAUCUUUAUCCUUUUCUUCUACAUAUUAUACAACUGAGUACAGACAUAUCACAGCCUCCUCAUGUUUAUCUAUUGGAAGAUGGCUUGGAAUUAUGGAAAAAGACCAUCGAGAAUGCAACUGAGAUGACACAAGAACUUCUUCACUUGUUCAACAACAUGCCUCCAUUGUUAGAUUUCGGCAGUGAAAACCUACGGAUAUGCUUUGCGAUCAUUGAUCGUUACGUUCUUUUAGACGGCAAGGAAUUUCUCAAGAGUUUUGGAUCCGCCAUUGUUCAUUGCUGUGAGAACCUUAUUGGUAAUAUCAAACCAGAAGGUGGAAUGAUCAUAGCAAAAGUAAUCGAGACAAUUGUUAAGUCAUUUCCUGCAGAAGGCGUUCAGCUUCUUCAGCCAGUACUAGUGAAGAUAUUCCAAAUAGCAUUAUUCCAAGAUGAGGAAUACACCCCGUUACUUGUAAUCUAUUUAUGUAUAUUUGGGGAAAUUAUGCUGCAAAACCCGUCGUAUUUUUUCUCUUUUAUCGAGAAUAUGUCUGGAAUGACUAGUACCCAGAGCAUGGAUCUCCUUGGUCAAUUCCUCGAUGUUUGCUUAGACAAGCUUGAUUGCAUGACGCGACUAGAGAGGCGUAAGCUKACUGUAAUGGCGCUGGCGUCAAUGCUACCUUACACUUCAAAGUGUAUUACCGAUAGGUUUGCACUCAUACUAGAUGCAGUCGUUGACGUGUUACAUGARGUUCAUCGGAAUGAAGAUGGUGUACACACUGAUUGUCUUGUGUUAUUUCAAGAAGGGAACGUCCCCAGUGAUGAAACAGAAACCGAAAGUCAGUUACGAAGAAAGAAGAUGACCUUAGCUGACCCAGUCCACCGCAUCCCACUUUGGCAGUUUGUUGGGUCCAAGUUAAAUGAAAGCCAAAGCGCCCAUGGCGASGCUGUCUUUCAGUCAUGUAUGGAGAUGCUCGACUCGGCUGUGGCACAACAACUUGUCUCAUUUGUCAAUCAUUAGGCGACAAUGCCUCCAUCGAUGUCAGCUAUUCAAAAAGACACGACCGAUGCUCGUCUGUGUCAUAACAUCGUCUUGCAUUUUUAACUAACAUUGAAAGCCAUUUUGGCAAUUGCUGAAAAGGCGGUCUUAUGCUCGGCUGUGUCUCAACAACMUAACGUCAUUCCUUUCUUGAAGUAGCCUUCAAAACCAAACGAACAAUUGCUCAAAGAAUGUCUGAUGCUCGGCUGUGGCUGGCCCUCUAGGAUGUCAUUUAGGCAAUUACUGAAAAGAUAUUUUGACUAUUGGCUCUGGAUCAACAACGCAUUCCACUUUUGAACAAGCCUCCAUGCUUUAUAAGAAAUCGCUUAAAGUGAUGUCUGACGCUCGGCUAUGGCUCGACGACGUCUUUCUUUUUUUUCAAACUAGACAACCAUGGCAUACAAAAUAUUCUUGAAUUAGGUGCCUAACGCUCGGCUUUGGCUCAGCAAAAACUUGUAAUUUGCGUAAUCCCUAGGAUAUCCUUUACUAAUUGUCAUCGCAGCUGUACGGUAAAUGUAUAUAUAAUGAUGAUAAUAAAAUAUCAAGAAUAUAGUA
Messenger RNA from Exaiptasia diaphana, 3824 nucleotides. Its product is annotated as importin-11. The coding region runs from base 333 to 3251 and encodes 972 amino acids. Gene Ontology annotation, molecular function: small GTPase binding. The record is from RefSeq and is a predicted model, not a curated record. NCBI's taxonomy places the organism in Eukaryota, Metazoa, Cnidaria, Anthozoa, Actiniaria, Aiptasiidae. Gene Ontology annotation, biological process: protein import into nucleus. Gene Ontology annotation, cellular component: cytosol; nuclear envelope. The transcript has 38 exons.